GUUUCCCUGACUCCACACCACCACCACGAUGGCAGCUCGAUCAAGAGGGACGGUGCUGGUCGCUGCAAACUUGCGCUCAGCAAGACAGCAGCCACCUCCUCGUGCUGCUCUGUCGCAAUGCCGUCUCGCUUCUUCUUCUGCAGGCCCCUCAUCGUCGUCUUCGUCGUCUUCCUCGCCUCCUCCGCCUCCCAAAGAAGCCCCAGAAAGGCAUCGCGUCCAGUACAACGACGACCCCUUCUCCCUCCACCCAUCCGAAGAGCAUCUUCACUAUCCUCUCGUGAAUGCCAGUGACCUAGCCUCUGCUGCGAUCUCCCACCCUCCUACCUCGACAAAGCCGCUUCGCCCAAGAGAGGUCCGAAUGCUGGCCCGAGACUUCGUGGCAGAUAGUCUGUACAAUCCCAGGUAUGGCUACUUCUCCAGACGGGCGGCCCUUCUCCCGCCUCAGCAGCAGUCGAGCAAUGGAAACGACGCAGAUGACGGGGGCUUUCGCUUCAGGGAGAUGAAGGACCAGCGCGACUUUAUGGCUCAGGUAGAGGAGCGAUACAAUGCCUUUGAGCGUACAGUCAUCCAACAAGGCGCGAGCACACCAACAGGAGCACCAGUACGACCACCUCCCACGAGCUCAUCGACGGGAGGAGGAGGGCGCAAACGUCCCAAUGCUCCGUCCCCUUCAUCCGCCGCUGGCCUCGAAGCGGCCCAAGCACUUGGCCGUGCUGCGUACGAGCAGUCCCUGCGUGAAGACCAGUCGCACGACGUUGGUGUCCAAUCGAUGCUUGCGCGCCAGGUGUGGCAUACACCCACGACGCUAUUUCGCCCGCACUAUGCUAGGAUCGUGGCGCAGCAUUGUCUUGAUACUCUGCAAGGGCCAAUGCAACGGGGUGAGCCUUUGGUCAUCUAUGAGCUGGGAGCUGGCGAUGGGAGCCUGGCGGGGGACGUAAUGCGGUAUUUGGAGGAGGUGCUGCCAAGUGAGGCCUACGAGAGGAUUGAGUACAACAUUGUUGAGAUCUCUGAGCGGCUAGCCAAGGGCCAAGAGGAAAGGCUUGCAAAGUGGGUCUCCCAAGGCAAAGUGCGCGUGCACCGCCGCGACUUCCUCGAAUGGGAUCAAAUGGAGGAGCGCUCCUGCGUCGUCAUCGCACUCGAGGUGCUCGACAAUCUCCCGCACGAUGUGGUUCGUUACGGCACAUCGGACUUGCUACCCUACCAAGCCUACAUCAGCAUAGACGGCACAGGAGAUUUUGCUGAGCUCUACACGCCUGCGGUGGAUCCUCUCAUCCGACGGUAUCUAGACCUCCUGCAGCAGGUGCGACCGGGCACAGUCGCAAGCCCACCAGGAGUACCCCGCUGGCUCUCUUCCCUCCCUACGCCCCUGCGAAGAGGAUUGGCAGAGCAUUGGCCCCUCUUCCCCAACUUGACGAAAGAGAGGCACUUCCUCCCCACUGGAGCGUUGCGCCUCAUCGACGUGCUGGCGGCACAGUUUCCCAAGCACCAUACAUUGAUCAGCGACUUCAGCGCUCUACCGCAGGCGGUGAAAGGGGUAGAUGGGCCCGUUGUCCAGACGAGGUUGGCGCGUAAUGCUGGCCCCGUGUCAGGGGGAAGGGGAGGACCAGACCCAAAUUCAGCAGCCACGCCCGUGGCAGUGAGCACCUACGCUGUGCUACAGGGCUUCUUUGACAUCUUUUACCCGACGAACUUCGAAGUGCUGCGAGACAUCUAUGGGCAGGUAGUUGCGGGCAAAAGAGGCAGCGGAAUCACCGGCACGGCUACCGUCUCCAGCCAUCGAGCUUUCCUGGAACGAUACCCCGACUUGGCAAAGCAUUGUGCCCUCAAUGGCGGGCGAGGGCCAAAUCCCAUGCUCGAGUGGUAUGCAAACGUCAAGUGGCUCACGUCGUAGGGCAGUCGAGAUGCAAUGCCAAUAGACCUGCUCUGCACGCCUUGGCAUCAUUAUGCAUUUGAUUCCGUAUGCGUACAAGCGCUUCACCGUGCGAAACAAGCGCUUCACCAUGCGCUACCACCACCAUUGACUCCAUUCGCUCCUCCGCCGCCGUAAUAGCCUGCCCCGCCGUUCUCUCCGCCUUGUGGCACGCCAUUGCCGCCACCGCCCAUGCCGCCAUCGUCGAGCAUGAAGCCUAGCUCUUGGAUAAUCUGCGCCGUUCGUGUUUCGAGGAUGCGGAGGCCCUGGCGAGAGAAGAAAAGGAGCGAAGCGUCAGAUUCGUAUCGCCCAUCUUCGCACCUUUGCCGGUCAAACUCACGCUCAUUACCACCUCAUGCGCACUCAUGACGCCCGUGCCCUCAACAUGCACGUAGAAGCGUCCCGGCUUCGCAUUGAAGUCGAAGACCUCGUCUUCCUCCCCAGCCCGUACCUCUGGCUCCUCGUUGGCAU
Messenger RNA from Jaminaea rosea, 2380 nucleotides. RefSeq names its product DUF185-domain-containing protein. Lineage: Eukaryota; Fungi; Basidiomycota; Exobasidiomycetes; Microstromatales. Gene Ontology annotation, molecular function: protein-arginine omega-N symmetric methyltransferase activity. The transcript has a single exon. Gene Ontology annotation, cellular component: mitochondrion. Bases 29 to 1891 code for a protein of 620 amino acids. The record is from RefSeq and is a predicted model, not a curated record.